Molecule: messenger RNA, 884 nt
Organism: Piliocolobus tephrosceles (Ugandan red Colobus)
Lineage: Eukaryota; Metazoa; Chordata; Mammalia; Primates; Cercopithecidae
Product: laminin subunit alpha-5-like
Exons: 6
Biological process (GO): tissue development; animal organ morphogenesis; axon guidance
Cellular component (GO): basement membrane
Molecular function (GO): extracellular matrix structural constituent
Source: RefSeq, a predicted model, not a curated record
GCUCCCAGGCCUACCUGGCCAGCAGCACCCAGCUGCUCCCGGGCGCACCUGCUGUGGCGAGAAACCCUCCAGAGGAGCGGGCACCGGCGGGUCAGGGUCCUGAAGAGGUCUUCCACGUGGCCUACGUCCUCAUCAAGUUUGCCAACUCACCCCGGCCGGACCUCUGGGUGCUGGAGCGGUCCAUGGACUUCGGCCGCACCUACCAGCCCUGGCAGUUCUUUGCCUCCUCCAAGAGGGACUGUCUGGAGCGGUUUGGGCCACAGACUCUGGAACGCAUCACACGGGACGACGCGGCCAUCUGCACCACCGAGUACUCGCGCAUCGUGCCCCUGGAGAACGGAGAGAUCGUGGUGUCCCUGGUGAAUGGGCGCCCAGGCGCCAUGAAUUUCUCCUACUCACCGCUGCUGCGGGAGUUCACCAAGGCCACUAACGUCCGCCUGCGCUUCCUGCGCACCAACACGCUGCUGGGCCACCUCAUGGGGAAGGCGCUGCGAGACCCCACAGUCACCCGCCGGUAUUAUUACAGCAUCAAGGACAUCAGCAUCGGAGGCCGCUGUGUCUGCCACGGCCACGCGGACGCCUGUGAUGCCAAAGACCCCACAGACCCGUUCAGCUCCCCCAACCUUUCAGGACACAACAGACAACUUCCCUGCUGCCGCCAGCCCUCACCUUCACUCCAACCAAGCAGGGACCAAGGCCCAGGAUGGGGAUGGUGGGAUGGGGGCAGCCAAAACCCCACAUCUGCUAUGCCCUGUGUGCCUGCUUUCGGGGGCGGCCAAGGGCACUGCAGAGCAUCCACCUCCCGGGCGCCCCGCACAGAACGGGCAGCGGCCCUGGUGCUGGCACCUGCACAUUCCUGGGCCCCACCCAGAAUCCUCAGUGAG